AUGGAGCAGAAGGAAGAGAAGAACUCUGAGGAUGGGACCCCUGUCUCCCCCACCACAGAGAACCCUGGGACGCCAGGAGCUGGAGCCCCUGCAGAGGAGACCAAGGGCACGGCUGGGAAGACCAUCAACGAGGAGCCUCCAGACGGGGCAGGAAAGCAGGAAAAAGCCCCAGCCGAGGACGGCAUUUCAGCAGAAGCAAAUGGGUUAGAUGAGGUCAAGGUGGAAGCCCAAAGGGAGGCUGGUGGGAGAGAGGAUGCCAAGGCUGAACUUACAAGCGAGGAUGCUGCAAAGGAAGAGCCCACAGUGGCUUCUCAGGAGAUGACAGACAAAAAAGAGGAGACCAAAUCCGAACCCAAGGAGGCUGAGGAAAAAGAGGAGAGCACACUGGCCUCGGAGAAGCAGAAGGCUGAUGGGAAGGAGGCCAAGCCUGAAUCUGGGGAGAAUGCCGGUGUCGGUGACGAAGACAAGCCUGAACCCAAGGAGGCUGGCGGGGAGGAGGCGGCCAAGGAGGCCUCUCAGGAGGACAACCGCAAGACAGAGGAGCCCACGGCCGAACCCCAGGAGAAAGCUGCCGACAAAGAGGCCACGACUGAAUCUCUGAAGGCCGCUGUGAACAACGAGGCCAAGGCCGAACCUCAGGAGGCGGGUGGGGAAGAGGAGGACGGAAGUGAUGCCAAGGAGGGCGAGCCAGGGAGUCCCAGCGAAGAGCAGGAGCAGGACGUGGACAAAGAGCCAGAGGGAGGGGCAGGGGGGACUCCCAGCUCCCCCGAGGAGUGGCCUGAGAGCCCCACGGAGGAGGGCCACAGCCUCAGCCCAGAUGGGCUGGGUCCAGGCUCCACAGCUUCUGGAGAGACCAGUCCUUCAGCCAGUGAAUCUUCACCCAGUGACGUGCCCCAGAGCCCCCCGGAGCCCCCUCCCGCGGAGAAGAAGGAGAAGCCACCAGAGCGCAGGGUGUCAGCCCCUGCCCGGCCCCGGGGGCCCCGUGCACAGAACCGCAAAGCCAUCGUGGACAAGUUUGGCGGGGCAGCCUCGGGCCCCACUGCCCUGUUCCGGAACACUAAGGCAGCCGGGGCAGCCAUUGGCGGUGUCAAGAACAUGCUCUUGGAGUGGUGCCGGGCCAUGACAAGAAACUACGAGCACGUGGACAUCCAGAACUUCUCCUCCAGCUGGAGCAGCGGCAUGGCCUUCUGCGCCCUCAUCCACAAGUUCUUCCCGGACGCCUUCGACUAUGCUGAGCUGGACCCCACGAAGCGUCGGCACAACUUCACCCUGGCCUUCGCCACAGCAGAGAAACUGGCCGACUGUGCCCAGCUGCUGGAGGUGGAUGACAUGCCAAACUGCCUCUGUUUCCCAUGA
Propithecus coquereli (Coquerel's sifaka) is the source of this 1356-nucleotide messenger RNA. It is a transcript of the gene SMTNL1, whose product is annotated as smoothelin-like 1. Bases 1 to 1356 code for a protein of 451 amino acids. Gene Ontology annotation, biological process: actin cytoskeleton organization. NCBI's taxonomy places the organism in Eukaryota, Metazoa, Chordata, Mammalia, Primates, Indriidae. The transcript is spliced from 8 exons. The record is from RefSeq and is a predicted model, not a curated record. Gene Ontology annotation, cellular component: filamentous actin; microtubule organizing center. Gene Ontology annotation, molecular function: protein binding.